UCGAAAGUUAAGAAGAAAAAAAACUAAAAAAAAAAUCAAAAUUUUACAACUCUGCAGAACAAGAUGAGAAUUAAUUUGAUAACCAGAUGAGAAUAGUCUUGGAGUUUUUUUUUCAAAACCGCAUUUCUCAACCAUAACUAUACUGCAUUCCAAUGGUAUCUUCUUGACUCCAUAAAAAUAAAGAUUUUAUGAUUUUAGUUCUGUGAAAAUAAGAAACAUAUUUAAGGACGUCACAGUACAUUGGAAAUGGCAGAAUCAGAUUGACCAGUAUUUACUGCCUGUUUUACUUAAAGAGAGAUAAUGUUUAAAUUCUUUUUACUUGGGCUAGCUGCAAUCCAAAUAACGUUCGUUGGGACAGCUUUAUAUACUCCAGAUGAAGAAAUACCUGAUGGAAGUAUAACAAAAUAUUUUAAAGGGAAAACUGAAAUAAGCUGCCUGUUGCAAUGCGAAAGAGAUGAGCAAUGCGACCGAGUCAUUUUUAAGUUGCAGAAUAAACAGAUGAGAAAUGGAGAGUGUUGGUUUGUGGAAACAAACACAGGUAGUAUACAGAAAUUGAAAAAAGAUAAAUCAAUUAAAAGCUAUAAAAAGAUAAUGCCUGAAUAUCCAGCACAACCUGUAUGUCAUUUUGGGGAUCUUGUUAUUACAAAUACAUCUAUAGAAUAUAAGUGCCAAUGCAAACGUGAGUGGACAUUGUUAAAACGUAAUGUCUGCUUUGGAACACAUCCCAACGAAUUCGGAACAUUUGAAAUACAAAACAACGCAGUUAUGACUGACAUAAAAUUGGUGUAUGUUGGCAGAGGUGGUGUAACAUGCAUAGCGAAUACUCCAUUGACCAAAUGGGGAUGCGAUCAUAAUCAACAAUUCGUCAUUGGAAAUAUCGGUGUAAUAAUUACAGAUAAUCAAAACACAAUACUUUAUCCAUCCAUGGAAUAUCAUAUUUGGAGCGGUUUUUUUUCCGUACCGGGAUACAACGCCAACUCGCCCUACUUGAUUUUUAACGCCAAAAAUCACACUGUUAAAAAAGGAGAAGAGUUGAGAUUACAUUAUGCUGAAACUUUAUUCGGAUACCAUGAAAACAACAACGGUACAUCAUGUGCGGAUAUUUACGCGAAGUUGUGUGAUGCAUAAAUGAACUGCUGAUUUUAUUUUGUUUUAACGUCCUUGGGGAUGCCAUCCUAACGGUUGGCUUUUCCUCCCCUCUGACUGUAACUAUGAUAUAUUACCGCCAGAGAACCGUA
This is a messenger RNA of Hydractinia symbiolongicarpus, 1238 nucleotides long. RefSeq lists its product as uncharacterized. Bases 301 to 1128 code for a protein of 275 amino acids. NCBI's taxonomy places the organism in Eukaryota, Metazoa, Cnidaria, Hydrozoa, Anthoathecata, Hydractiniidae. The record is from RefSeq and is a predicted model, not a curated record. The transcript has 3 exons.